Molecule: messenger RNA, 15181 nt
Organism: Apis laboriosa (Himalayan honeybee)
Lineage: Eukaryota; Metazoa; Arthropoda; Insecta; Hymenoptera; Apidae
Gene: Smr
Exons: 18
Coding region: 2662-9969 (2435 amino acids)
Biological process (GO): regulation of transcription by RNA polymerase II
Source: RefSeq, a predicted model, not a curated record
AUUCAUAUUUGGAAAAUAAUAUAUGAUGUAAACUUUAGAAUAUAUAUAUAUAACGUGUAUGUAAUGUAUUGAAAUAUCUUGCAAUAUUAUAAUUAAUGUAUAUAUCACAUUUUAUUCUUAAACUAUCACCUUUAAGUCGCGAAGAUCUUUAGGAUUGUAUAUGUAUAUCUCUCUUCAUCCCGUUACAUGCAAAUUAAACGUUACAUUUUUUAUUAAUUUGUUAUGUUAAAAAUUCUAAGUAUAUUAUAUAAAUGAUUUAAAAUUUGAUAUAUAGUAUAAUAAUAAAUAUAAAAAUAAUAAUAAAAAAUAAAAAAAUGUUUGUUAGAUGAUAAACGGUGGCGCCGUAGGAACCAAGAAUAAACGGUCCUGAGCUGUGUAGACCUCCGUCCCCCGCGACGCUACGUCGUCGGUCGGUUCGGUUGCUCGCUCGUUCUCGUUCGUUUUCACCCCACUCCAACUCAUACGUCCCCGGUCCCUUAUGACCCCACCUGCCCCGUAUCCAGAAACUUUACCCUCACCCCGCUACAUUCAGUCCCUCCCCCCGAUCCUCUCUCUGAUUCCGCCUUGCCUGCUGCCAGCCAGCCGUCCGUCCUUACGUCCGUCCGUCCACCGUUUGGAUCUAUGGUUGUGUCGGUGGAUUUCGUGACGUUAACCUGGCGGCCCUGAAAACGUUGGACUGACCGUACGAUUUUGACUACCCUUCUCGUUAGGGCGCGAAUGUAAGACGCGAGUGUUUUUUAAUCAUCGCAGCCACCACACUGGAAUAUAUCAUAGACUAGUUCGGAAAUACUGCCGGGACUAUUGCUGUUGCUGCCAUUAUCACUAUACAAAAAUAUAAGAAGAAUGAUAUCCAAAGAUAAAAUGCUUUGAUCGAUGAAGUAAUUUAUAAUUGCGCAACAAUAAAAAGAUUAGGAAGAAACAGAAUUAUUAAUUUCAAAUAUGUAUUAGAAAGCCUGUAUUAAAAAACGAAUGGAAACGAAACGAAAUAAAUACAUAAAGGAAGCAGAAGAAGAUUAAUAAUAGUGAAAGAAACAAUAGAAUGAUAUAUACUUUAAGAAGAAAAGAAUAUUGAUUUGAAUAUUUUUCGCACGACCAGUUUUGUGAUGAUUCGCAAAUGUGCGUAUGUGUGUACGUGAUUGUGUAUAUGUUAAAACUGUGCGCGUAUGUUUCUCGUUCUGCCAUCUUGAAAGUCAUCCAAUUUCUUUCUCUUGGUGGCGCUGGCUCACGUGUGCGGGAAGCGUGCACGGUGCGUGCAUCGUACACGCACUGUGCUAAGUUGCUAUAAGCGAAGAAAUCUCGCUUCGAGAAUAACUGCAAAAUAAAGAUUUAUCGAUAGCAUAUAAUAAAACUGCGCGAUGAAAGCAAGUUUGUCGAUAAAUUUAUUUCUUUGUGGGAGUGAUAACGAGUGUCCUAACAAUAUUAAUAGUGAAAGCAGUAUCAGUAGCAACAACAAUCUCGGCAACAGUAUACAUGACAUUAGUAACAGUAAGAAAAACGUAUAUGACAAUGGUUUUAACGGCAAUAAGAAAUCACAAGUGGAAUAUAAUGUGCAAGUUAAGUGUAAGCCAUAUGGCAAUGAUGAGCAGUUGCAUUUCUGUGAGGUGUACUCGUACUGAUUGUGAGUGCUAGUAGAGAAAGAGAAAGCGGGAGACAGAGAGAUAGAAGCCACCAAGACUCUCGUGGAGAGCGGGGCACUGAAAGAUAUGCGGACCUUUGUGCGAACAGCUGAAGCGGAAGUUGUGAGAACAAGUGGAGUGCAACGCGCUCCACCUAAUCGGUGAUAGGGUCAGUCGGUUAAAAGAAGACAAAAUUGGCGUUCGCAGCGACGGCAACGCGGCAUCUUUCGCGAUCACCUUUUCCUCAUCCCUUCCUUUUUCCUACUUCAUUUUGUUUCACUUCGUUUCCUCUCUCUUUUUCUCAAACUCUGACGCAAUUCAUUCGUUUAUUUUAUAUAUUUUUCUUCUCUUAGUUAUCGAUAGAGAAAAAAAAAUCUUGUCUUUUAUUUCGAUUGAAACUUUCGUAUAAUGAUACGCAAUUAAAAUGUUGGAAGAAUAAUGCAAACGAGAAUUCGUCGUAUAGAAGCCGCGUCGCGUUUCUUACAAUAAUAAAGAAAUCGUCGCUGGAGCAACAGCGGAAGAAAGAAAUUUGAAAAAUCAGUUAGAUUAUGUUCCAAGUGUAUAAUAUCGAGUGAUAUGGAACGCAUGAAAGUGUAUGUAAGCUAGCAAGAAGAUAAAAACGACGAAAGAAUAAGAGAAAAGAGGUAGCGAAAAACAAACAUAACACGCAACAACGAAGAAACGAAGAGAAGACAGUAGUAGUGUAAAGAAAACAGAGAUGAUAAAGAAAAAAAAAAUCUACGAAGGGAAUAGCUUGUGAGAAGAAAAGCAAAAGUUUGCGCGACGUACAGUAUAAUGUGGAGUAGCGUGUUUCGCGAAAGUUUUUAAAAGUCGAUAUAGAAUUUAUAAAUAGAUCGGUUGGUAUACUCACAUAUGUGCACGCGUACGCAUGUGUGCGUGAUUACGCGCGCACAUGUACGUGAUUUUCACUCGAGACUGAAACGGUGAAUUAUUCUCGCACGGAUCGACUACUCGUGGGGGAAAUUCGAGAUCCGGCUUACCUUCCACAGCUGACGUCAUUACCGUACACAAUGCGCUAGGAGUGAUGGAGACAGUGAGCAAGCAAGUCCAGGUAGUAAGCGGACUGGGGGUGGGGGGUCCGGUGGGCCCUGUGGGUCCAGUGGGGGCAGAUUUGCAUCACCAUCAUCAUCCUCACCCCCACUCCCAUCCUCCACACCCACACGCCCACCCCCACGGUCAUCCUCACGGACCCCAUGGCCACUCACUGGUCGGUGUAACGUCGACCCCUGGCAGGGGUCAGACACAACCACCGGUCUCGCAUAACCAGCAUUUACCCGCGAGGUCUACUCCGGUACAGCUGCAUAGGCCGGCACAAAGUUAUGUAAACAUCAAGAGCAGCAGUCCUGUGUCUCCAAGAACGAUAGGAGCAGGAGUGACGUAUGUGCAGGGUGGUGCGGCUGCAUCUUCAGCGGCGGCGGCGGGAACAACCGGAAGUGGAAGUGGCGGAGGUCCUUCAAUCGGAGGAGGCGGUGGCGGUAGCGCAGGAGGUGGCGGUGGUAUCAACAACGCUGGUGGCGCGAAUAGUGGAACCGGAGUCGUUGGGACUGGAGCUGGUGCCGGUGCCGUUGGAAACGUAGCAUCAGUUGGAAAUGGUAACAACAACGGUACCAAUAACAGUGCCGGUGCGGGGAGCAACAGUGGUGGAAACGGUGGUACAGUGGGUAGUGCACCAGGGGGUUAUGUUGCUGUUCCCAUGGCUGGUGGUCUGCGGUACAUCCAUCCGUAUCCAUCGACGCCAACGUCGGCAUCGGUGCCGGCUGUAGCGACAAUGGUUACCUCAGCCUCGUCGGCACCGACUCCAGUGCCAGUUCCAGCACCCGCAGCUGCGCCUGUCAAUCCACCUACAGUUAGUCAAACGCCACCACCAUCGCUUUCGGGAACUGCUUAUGCCGCGAGAGAUGCAUAUCGCAGCGCCACCACGAAUGUGAACGAGAGGAUUGCCAUCAGCGUGAGCAGUAGUCCUUUGUCGCAGAUUGGAGUCGAUGUUGGAGUAGUUGCAGCCGAAUAUGCGGCAAAUAGUGGUAUAAGUAGUGGAAGAGGAGAGAGACCGAGGAUAUCUCUUUUACCACCUGCUUCGGUAACGCCGACACCUUCACCAACAGCACCAGGCUAUCAACAUAACAUGUCUGGAGUUAGAAAUUCACGAAUAGCCCUGAUGCCCGUCCAGCCGGAUCAGUAUUGCAAUCGUACAGCCGUUGAAAUGGCUAAUCUGCAGGAGGCGCCGCCCUUCAAGAAAAUACGCCUCAGUCAACCGACCCAGAUUCAAUUGCAGUCCCAAACGCAAUCUCGUUGUCAUAGUUUGUCACCCGCUGAUCCGUGUGUUAAGCAGGAGCACGUGGUGCAGUUGCAGCAACCGCUUAGGAUAGAUACUAGGGAGCAGCCGGCAACAGAAGCGUAUACACCGCAAACUGAAGCCAUUUCGCCUACGCUUCCGGAACCAAACACACAAGAAGAUGCACAGUUCAGAAGCACGAAAGAUGAUCUUCUGCAACAAAUUUCUAAGGUUGAUAGGGAGAUUGCAAAAAGGGAAUCUCAGAUAAAUAAGCUUCGGAAAAAAUUAAAAGAAUUGGAAGAAGCGGCUAAUAAACCUCUGGAAGCUAGCGGUCUUAAACGGCAAGUUGAGGAACAGUCUCAGCAACCAAAGCAUCAAUCUCUGGCACAAAAAAUUUAUGCUGAAAAUAGGAGAAAAGCAGAAGAAGCUCAUAGACUUCUAGAAAGGCUGGGUCCAAAAGUGGAAUUACCUUUGUACAAUCAGCCAUCAGAUACAAGUGUGUAUCAAGAAAAUCGAACAAAACAUCAAACGUGUAUGAGAGCAAGGCUUAUAGCGAGGCUUCGACGAGAACACGCUGAACGUGCAUCUCUUCAUCGACAACAGUCACAAACGUACGCUAUUUUGGUACAGGAGUGGCAUCGUAAAGUAGAGCGAUUGGAAGCAACGCAGAAAAGGAAAUCGAAGGAAGCGAAGAAUCGCGAAUUUUUUGAAAAAGUAUUUCCAGAGUUACGAAAACAAAGAGAAGAUAAAGAACGUUUUAAUAGAGUUGGUGCUCGUAUCAAGAGUGAAGCUGAUUUAGAAGAAAUUAUGGAUGGCCUUCAAGAACAAGAGAUGGAAGAUAAAAAGAUGCGUUCAUACGCAGUCAUACCUCCAUUAUUAUUGGAUACGAAGCAGAGACGAAUCGCGUUUCAAAAUCGUAAUGGUCUUCUUCAGCCAGAAGAAUUAGAAGCUCUUCAUAGUGAACGAAAGUUAAUCAAUGUAUGGAGUUCUGUAGAGCACGAAUUGUUUAAAGAAAAAUAUUUACAACAUCCUAAGAACUUUGGAACGAUAGCUCAAUCUUUAGAACAUAAGUCCGUUCCAGAUUGUGUGCAUCAUUACUACCUCACUAAAAAAGCAGAAAACUAUAAGCAGCUCUUGAGAAAGUCGCGGCAACGAACACGUUCUCGAAACAAUCCUAAUAAUAAAGUAAAUAAUACCAGUUCAAGUAUUGGAACUUUAGAUAUUUUAACUACGGGUGUUACGACAAGGUUGCAACGUGAGCAACAGCAGAAGACGCAAGAAAAUCCUCAAAAUAGUUCGGCAGCGACAUCAACUACAACGACGACGACGACUACGACAACAUCGAGUGUAUCAACGGCUGUUGCGACAACAAUAGUCACCACUUCGACGACUCCUUUAAGUUCAUCAACGUCGAGUAUAUGUUUAACGACAGACUCUGUAAUAGCAUCAACGACAGCUACAACGACAUCUGUGUUGAGUACUACGACAUCGUCAGUCACGACGUCAUCGACGAUAACAAAUGCGAAGGAUAAUAGAGAAACCAAUAAAGAAAACAAAGAAAGUAAAAUAGAAUCGAAAGAAUCGCAUCUUAUCAAAGUGGAAGUGAAAGAAGAGCCACAAUUAAGUUCGGAAACGGUAUCAGGAAAGGACAUCAAAAUGGAGACGAACAACGUCAGUGGUGGUAGCGUGGUAACUACGAACAGGAUGAAGGAAAAGAAAAAAGAUAAUCACGCCACCCCUAUGGAAACCAGCGACGAGGAAGCCCAAUCGAUGGACACCAUUGAAGGUGGAAGACAGAUUGGCCCCCACGCUUGCACGGUUUGUCAAAAUAUCGUGGAAGGUAACACGCAGAGCAGGGCAUUGUCGCGAAGCCAAGCGUCCCAGUAUGGUCUGCGAGAGGAUCAGAUCGCACCUGGUGCGCGCGUGUGCAAUACCUGUAGGUGUAAAGCAGUUAGAGGACGAUAUACAGCGUGUCCAUUGCCAGGUUGCCCGAAUUUAAACAACGCCUCAAAGACAAGGGUAAAAAGAUUGCGAGCUUUACCCGCCAAGUGGCUCGAUCUACCAGCUGAAAUUCGUGAUCCAAUUAUUCAAGAAUUUCAAAUACCAAGUAACGCGACGAAAUGUUGUUCGGCCUGCUUCAAUCGAAUAUCUCGUCGAUUGGCGCCACACCUAACAGGAAGUGCCGAGGUGCCCGAAGACUCAGCCGAUUCCCUUGCUCGACAAUGGACAGACGAGGAAUUGGAACAGCUGAGGAGAGCUCUUCGAGAGCAUGGAACCAAUUGGGUGAAAGUUGCCGAACAAAUACCAGGAAAGACGAAUCAUCAAUGCAAAAACUAUUACUUUGCUUAUCGGAAAAAGUUAAGCUUAGAUCAGGUGGUUGCAGAGUAUUAUCAAUCUCUAGGCGAAGAAAGGAGACCUUGUUUGACAGAUGAAGAAGAAAGUGGUAGCAGUACGAGUAGUUGUGAUGAAUUGGCAGUCCAUGAUUCAAGCGAUACAGCUAGUGCAGGCAGUCCAGCGAACAAUUUGUCCAGUGGUACACCAGGUACACCGGGUGCCACAGCAUCCUCGAAUCUGCCGAUAGCUUUCUCGCGAUCGGCAGAUCAAAAACUUGGUGAGAAAUUAGCGGAUAUUGCUGUGGUAUCAUUAGUACCGCCGGUGAGCAUAGGUCCGUCGCAACAGUCUUCCACCAGUGGAAGUAGCAAUGCUGCUUCAGCUGGUACUAGAGAAGAUUAUGAUAGCUCCGCCACGGAGACGGCGGACGAAGGUCAGGGAGGUACCGAUUUAGAAAAUAAUGGUGUGGUUGUCACGUUGACAACUGCUAAUAAUCCCACAUCAUUGCAACAACAGCAUCAGCAAUCUCAUCAACAAGUUGCACAACCUUCGCAUUCACCACCAUCCACUACUAGCAACAACUCCAAUCCCCUUACUGUGAAGGAUCUUAUGCUUGGUGUUAUUGAGAUGCAAUUGAAACGUAAUCCUAACAGUCCAGCUGGUACCAGUGGUCCUUCAGUAUCAAUAAAUUCUGGAACACCAACGAUAUCGAGCAUAUUAAAAACGGAUCAUAGAAAUGAUAUUACAUUUGUAAGAGAAUAUAAACCGACAUCAACUAUGGCAAAUACUAAUAUGUCAAGGGAUUCGAAUUUGGCUACGUUGUCGGUGGUAUCCGGUCCUCACCAUGGUCAUCGUUCUGCUUCUAGUCCUCAGCAAAUUGGUCAAAUGCAAGCAACAAUUACUCCCUGUCCACCCGCGCCAUCGAACAAUCAGUCAUCUACAUCAGACAUACUUCCAAAGGAAGGUUUAGUUGUGAUGCAAGUACAACAAGCAUUACGGGAAAGCACUGAGGGCACUCUUGAUUUAAGCAUUAAAAAACCAAGACAACAGCAAGAAUAUAAUCAUUCCCUUCAAACACUUCAUAAACCACCGACGGUCACUCUCUAUCGGCCAGAACCUUCGAGUGCUUAUUAUCAUCCUCAUGCCCAUGCGGAACAAGGUCGUGGCGCCAAAAGUCCAUUGGUGUACGCGUCGUCUCCACGACCUCAAGCACCUCUUACACCUAAAAUGAAUAAAGUUGCAGUACCACCACCACAUCCUAAAUUGUCGCCUAAAUUGAGCGCAAUAGUGACAACAAGCCAUAAAAGUGGUUCUAUUACACACGGAACUCCUGUGUCUAAUACACGUUAUGAAGGUCUUCUUAGACAGAUGACUCCUCCAGGAAAUCCUGGCAGUGCAGCUGGAACACCUAAUUUGACUAGCGGUGCAGGGACUGUUAAUGCACCUAGUAAUCAAGGACCUAAAGAAACAGGAUCCAUAACUCAAGGAACUCCUGUUCAUCCCUAUGUGGAUAAGCGUGCACCAAUGUAUGAUUAUCAUAGAACAAUUAGGCAUUCACCUGUAACAACAGGUAAUAUUCCUGGUCAAGGUCAGACUCAAGCCGGAACAGCAGCAGUAGUGGUGACGCAUAGCAAUCAAUAUAAUUCUUAUUCGGGACGACCACCUCCUAGCUAUACUAUGGAGCAACAGCUAUCGUCAAGACAAAUUAUUAUGAAUGACUAUAUAACCAGUCAACAAAUGCAUGCGCGAAGUCGAAGUGCUGGCACGUCUGAAGGUAAUAGUAAGAAUGAAGGACCUUCGACGUUAUAUUAUACCAGCACACCCCCACCUCAAACCCAUACACAACCUCGUCAAGGUGUGAUACAAAGGCACAAUCCGCAAAAGCAAAUUCAUUAUCCGCCACCACCACCAGGACUGGAGGCCUUUUCCAGUUUGGUGGAUGUUGCUGUACAGCAACCAAGUCUUCCGGUUCCUCAUCCACAUGGACAUCCUGCAUCUGGGAGUAGCAGUCACGAAGGUCUUGGUAAGACCAUGGCAGACAGAUUGUUGGCCGACCGUUAUGGGGAUAAACAUCGUUUAACUAUGCAUCAAGAUCAUAGAAUGGCAGUAGCUCACCAUCAUCAACGUGAUAGAGAAAGGGAACGAGAUCUAGUUCAUUUGCGCGAGAAGGAAGAAUAUAGAUUACAGAGAGAGAAAGAAAUUCAACAACAGGAACAUAGAUUGGUUCAGCAAAGAGAAAAAGAUGUACAACAUGCUGAACACAGAUUGUCAAUACAGCAACGAGAAAAAGAUAUACAACAUACUGAUCAUCGUCUUACCGUCCAUCAACAAAGAGAAAAAGAGAUUCAUCAGCAGAUGGUAGUAGCUGCUGCUCAACGUGAAAAAGAACAUCAAGAACAUCGUUUGGCUGUACAACAACAAAGAGAAAGAGAUCUAGCACAUUUACAACAGCAACAACAACAACAACAGCUUCAACAACAUAUUCAACAACAACAGAGGAUGGAGGUUGAAAGAAGGCAACAUAUGGCUCAAUUGUACAGAGAUCAACAGCAGCAACAACUUGAUAGGGAUAGCCGAUUAAUAAAUAGUGGAUUUACUCAAUCCUCUAGGCUACAACAACCGCAACAAUCCCAGCAACAACAACAACAGCAACAACAGUCAUCUUCUAGACAAAACCAGUCCUCCAAUCAACAACAAAAUGAAUCAGCAUCUACAUUAACUGCUGCCAGUCUGAUAGAUGCUAUUAUAACACACCAAAUUAACCAAAGUGUUGAAAAUACUGGUGGAAAUGCCCAACCACAACGACCUGGUGAUCGUCUUUUCCAGGUAACUUGUGGAUUUCACCGAGAAGCUCCAGUAGAACCUAAUGGGAUGGCUCACAGUCCUGCUGGCGAUGGAAAUGGUGGCAACAGUGGAGCUGGGAAUGCAGGCGGCAAUGGCGGAGGUGGCAAUAAACCUAUUACUCUUGGAGAACAUGUUGAUCAUAUUGUUUCUAAAGAUUAUGGUCCUCCACAUUCCUCGUAUAGAUCGUAUAGUGGAUAUCAAAUUUCGGAAGAUCAGUGGAAGAGACGAAAAGCUAACGAACCCGAUUCCGUGAAGACUGGAGAUGAGCGUCAAAUAAUUCGAGUUACGCAACAACAAUCGCAACAACAGCAACAGCAGCAGCAGCAGCAACAGCAGCAGCAGCAACAUCAACAUCAACAGUCAGCAGCAUCGGUAGGAAAACAAUCGUUCCAUUCAGUCGAACCUGUUUCACCUCCAGAAACAGGUACUAAUCACUAUGGGCGUCGCCUAUACGAAACAACCACUGCCACAUCGACUUCCGGAACUCCUUCCAAGCCUCAUCUGUCACCUUUGGAUUACGUAAAGAAUAAGAUCGUUGAAGUGAUGCGUACAUCUGAAGAUGAUAAAGGGGGUAAUACAACCGAUAGAAAUGGAGGAAAUAUCACAAGUGCAGAAAAAGAUGAGAAAAUUGGAGGAAAUGUGGAAAGUCCCUCAAGUGGAGAAAUGAUGGUGGAUGAGACACCAAAUAAAACUCCUCAACCACCUGCACCAGCGCCUACUACAACUUUUUAUCCGUUUAGUGCGUUAGGCGUUCAUACUGGCCCACCUCCUGCACCGCCACCCCCAACUUCUGGAUCUGCUUCUGUGACAAAAUCUGAACAAAUGCAAGCCGAACCAGCACCAUUGCUUUCUGCGCAGUACGAGCCACUUUCUGAUGAGGAUUGAUAGUCUAAUAAGUUAGCAACGUGUGCUAAUCUACACGCUGUGGAAAUGUUCUUCUUAGGGUAUUUAUGCAGUUUGUUCAUACUGGACGGAAGUCUUAUUCAGACUACAACAAUAAAUAUCGAAUAUUUCACGAUUACCAAUGUUUUUCGGGCGUUAGCCAUUGCGUUCUAACUGGUCGUAUCUAAUAAUUUUUCUAAUGAUAAUUGAAUCGAAAGAAUUUCUUAUUUCGUUCCAUUUCGUUCGUUUGCUCACUUUUUUCUUUUCUUUUUUUUUAUCACGAACUUUAUCGUAUUCCGAAAUGGAAAUUAUAAAUACGAUGGUUUUAAAUAGAGUUUAUUAUUUUAUAAAUUUCAUAUUCCGUCAAUGUAUUCUUUUAGUCGAGGAUCGUUUCCGUACUCUCAGUGUACAUGUAAAUGUGAUUAUUUUAUGGAAGCAUUAUUAUUUUUUUAAUGCUCAUCCAGCGUACGAGAAACUAAUUAGCUGCGUAAUUUUAAUUAUUAAUUGAUAUUUUUUUACGCAUUACUUAUUCUUCACGCUAAUAUGUACGUAAACGUUGUGUAUAAUUAUCAGCUAGAUUAAAUAUAAUUAUUUCCAUUUUCACCGCCACUUAUUUUUGUUUUUUAAGAAAAUACUUUUUUUUUAGAUAUCGUUAAUUUCUAACAUGGAGUUGUAAAAACCAUGAGGAUCUUUUAAUUUUAAAACGACACAGAACAAUCUACGCAUAUGUUAUAAAAUUAUUAAAUCUUCUAGUACAUAUACAGUACAUAUAUUGGAUCGUGAUAUUUAAUAUUUUUUUAAUGAACUUGAAAAAUAUAUAUAUGAAAUAUUUCUAAUGCAUUCAAAAACUCGUGAAAAUGUUAAAUUAUCAUUCUAAACAUUUUUAUGUUUAUAUAUAGAAAGAAAUGUUCAUCGUACAAAAGUUCUCGAUUCUUUCUAAGAUUAGAAACAAACAUUAUCGAAAAAUUCGACCUGUGGAACGUCCAGGCUAGCCCAAGUUUACAAUGGAGACGCUUUUUUGUAUAUAAUGAAUGAUGUAUAAUCGUUAAAAAAAUGAUACAACGCUAAAAAGGCAUACGUGUUUUUAUUUGGAAUGAGUCUGUGAUGUGUCUGGAAUUAUAAAAAAUAGCUUCAACUGUUGUACCAGUGCGAAAGGCAUAUUAGCCUCAAAUUUGACAAGGAGUCAAUAUAAUUGACGUAAGAGACAUAUGAAAUGCAUUCUCGCACAUAUUGACAGUGUACUGUCUUAAAGAGAUCACUUUAAAUAUUCUCUCCUUGGUGAAGUGGGUUUUAAACAAAACAACAAAAAAAAAAAGUAUAAUUCUAAGUGUUGUACAUAGUACACAAUAUUAAUUUUUAAGUUGAACAAGUAGGUAUAUGAUGGCUAGUUUAAUCGUAUGCUAUAUUGUAAGAAUCUAGACUUAGUAUAAGUGACGUAGCUAGCAUUUAGGAAUUAGACGCCAUGAACUGACUAGGGAAAAAAUUUCCCGAACUACGUUCUCUUAUUAAUAAAAAAAGAGAUAAAAGAAAAUAUAUACAGGCGAUUUUGAUUGAUGGAAAAAAUUAUCAUCCAUCAUAAGCGAAUGGAUGUGAAUUUUAUUUUAUUUGAUUGAAAUUAUAGAAUCUGAAUGUACGCUCUGACUAUCAAACAAACAAAAUACAUUAUGCAAUUAUACAUAUUACAAAACAAAUUACAUUUUUCACUUAUUCACACAUAUAUACACAUGCAUACAUCGGUGAAUACACAUGUACACAAAAAAUUUUUAUAUAGCCUAAUUUUAUAUUUGUAUGCAAACGUAACUUCAACCAUGCGAUUUGCUCCUUCAUUUAGUCACGCGACACUCAAAACGAGCCUUAGUCCCUUUGACAUAAGAAAAUUAUUGCUUUUUAUUGCAACAUUUGCUGCACCGUAAAUCGCUUCUACCAAACGUGUUACGAUAUACAUAUACAUGCAUGUAUGAAUGUAUGUAUGAUGAAUGCAUGUACGAUGGAUGUAUGUAUGUGUGCAUGUACGUAUGUAUGUAUGUAUAUGCUUAAUAUAUACAUAUAUUUAAUAUAUAUAUGUAUUUUCUCGUACUUUAUUUCAGUAUGCACUUUUGUGUGAGCUUACGAAGCUCUUGAGAAGUAAAAUACAUUCGGUCAGAUAAUGCGAGUGCCUCUACAUUUGCGCAGCCUAUUGUUAUAAAAUGAAUAUACAUAAUUUUGUUAUCUUUAUAUUAUGGGUCGCGGUAAUAUCAUUUUCGUUUCGUUUUACGUAUUCCAUUUCGUUUUCGCGAGGAUCAUAUCGGAGGAGUGUCCAAUAUAUAUGUACAAACUGCACACAUGUGAAAUGUGUUCGAUAGAGAAUGUUUAAAUCAUAAUGUUGAUAAAAUAGAAUUCGUUUACAUCUAUAUAAAUACAUAUAUAUAUAUGACACAUAUAUAUAUGUAUAUAUGUGUAUGUAUGUAUGUAUGCUGCGACACACGAUUGUUCAGUGUAUCGGACAAUGUCCAAGAAAAAAAAACAAAUGUCUCGAGACCGAUAUUAUAAAAAAAAAAGAUCUUAUAAAGCCUCCUUGAUAUCGAUCACGAGUUGAUAAAAUAAUAUAAUUUUGAAAUUUGAACAGUUCUGUGAAGUGUGUUAUUUCUUGAACAUUUCUUUUAGCGAUUUCAUUUUUCUUGAGAACAAAAAAUGGAAGAAAAAGUUUUCCUAUAGACUUAGCACAGGAAAUACUCCGUAGUUUAUUAUAAACAGUGGUAUAUAUAUCGGGACACUUCAGGAUUGCGAAUUCGUUGUUUACCUCUCGCGAGUUACACGUUACCGUCGUUUAUUUUUAGAAAGAAAGGGAGAGAGAGAGAGAGGGAGAGAAAGAAAAAACGAAUGAAUGCAAAUAAAUCGUUUGAUAAAACUGUGUCUGUAAAUAAACAAACUAUUAACCUUCGCUUCGCCAGUCUCAUGUUAAGGUUCUUAAUAUCUUUUCAACUUAUGACUUCGAAAAAAAAAGAACUUCUGUGUUCUAUAUCGUGAUUUUUACAUAUUUUUAAACAAAAAAAAAAGAAUCUUUAAAGAUCUCAAAAAACACGUAAUCAUCUAUUACAUCAACAUACUGUCCUUUCUCAUAUUGUUAUGAUUAUAGUAGGGAUUGUGUCGAUCGAGCAAUUAUAUUACGUUAACCUGUAAAAAAAUUAUGAUCGCCAUCAUUAUUAUUUUGCAAUACUCGGCAUUAUCAUUAUUUCACUACAUAGUGACUGAUAUUAUUUCGAUCAUGAAAUCAUGAAUAUUAAACAAAAGAGAUAUAAAAGAAAGAGAUAUAAUCUGACGUAAAUUCUUUUCUAACGCUUAAUAGUAAUCUAAUAUAUCGUUCUGUGCAACUUAUCAACGUAAACGAUAUUUCAAGUGAUGUGUGUUAUAAAUGUAUCGAUCAGAAGACAUUUUCCCACUAUUAUUUUGAUAAUCUGUCUUCAUGCGAAAAGCAGUCGUGAAAAAAUUAAUCACAUGAUUUGUGAAUGGAAUUAUAUAUAUAUAUAUAUAAAUAUGCGUAUUAUAGAUUCAGUUUCUCAAAAAAAAAAAAAAAAAAAAAAAAAAAAAAAAAAAAAAAAAAAAAAAAAAAAAAAAACAUGGAAAUUUUUCAGCCUCGCAUAAGAUAUACAGAGCAUUUAUUUUAGCCGAUUAUAAAGGUAAUUCACAAUCAAUACAAAUUGUAUCAUUACAAAAUUUUUAUUAUUACACUUAUGAAAGAAAAAAAAAAAAAACAAGAAAAUUUUUUUAGAUUAUACAAAAUCGGAGUCCUGAAGAAUACCGUGUUUAAAUGCUUCCACUAAAAUAACGAAAAGAGAAAUAACAUUAUGGGAAAUUAAGUUAAAACGAAUAAACGGAAAGGUAUAAUGUGAACAGCGAUUUUUAAAUGCGAUCACCCGCAAUCCGAUUGUACUUUUCGAAGAGUGCCCCCUUGACGUUUCUCUGCUUUCUUUUUGCAGCAAUUGAAGCGAUUGAAUAUAUUUACAUUUUUCAUUUAUCAUUAUUAUUAAAUUCCAUUACCAACAUAGUUCGAUCUCUCCAAUUGUGAUAAGAAGAAACUUCCUACAUGUACAUUUACAUGUUUGCGUUGCAUCAAAUCUAAACUCCACAAAAUAUUAUAUAUGUAUCGAAAAAAAUGUUGAACUCUCUUUUUGUGCUUUAAUCUUUGUACAUACGUAUAAGUACGAUGCAAUAUCGCAAUCACAUGUAAAAAUAUUUUCAAGAUUAACGUUUGUUCGAAUGAUAUUGUUGUAUGUAAAUGGUGGAAUGCCAUGCCGUACAUUAGACAAAAUAAUAAAGUUAGAAAGCGGAGUACGACAAUGGCAGCCCUCUUUUUAAGUACUUUUUAGCAACGUAAAACAUCAAAUGAAAAUAAGAAUAUAUACACAAAUACACAGACACGAUAAAAAAUAAAAAGAAAAAAAAAAGAAAAAAAAAAAAAGAAACGAAUAUUAUCGUUGAUAUGACAGGCAAAUCACACAUCUAGACUAUUCUAUAGACUAGAAACGACGUAAGGUAUCGAUAUAAGACGUGUGUAUGUAAGUACCUACUCGUUUGUAACCUGAAAGAAGAUCGAUAUCUAUCGAUCGAUCUCUUUCAAGUAAAAAGUCUGUACAUAGAUAAAGAGAAGAAAAAAAAAGGAACGAAAUAAAACACGCCGAGGUACUCAGCUCCCUCCUAAAAAUAUUGUACUAUAAUAUUAAUAAUAAUAAUAAUAAUAAUAAUAACAAUAAGAAUAAUUAUUAUUAUAAUAAUUAUAACAAUAAUAAUAAUAAUAUUAAUAAUAAUAUUAAUAAUAAUAUUAAUAAUAAUAAUAAAUAAUAAUAGUAAUAACAAUGAUGAUGAUGACGAUGAUAAUGCUUACAAUGCGGUCGUGCAAAACGCGAGAAACUAAGGAGACAAAAAGUUAAACGAAACGAGAUUUCAAAAAAGAAGAAAAAGAAAAAAAGAGGAAGGAGAAGUGAAAUAAUAAUUAUUAAAUAAAUAAAUAAAUAAAUAAAUAAAAAAAAGGCUAAGAAGCGAUAUUACCUAUGAAACCCGCUAUUAAUGCGAUUAAUUCAAAUAAAUUAACUACAAUUAAUAGCGAGCGAGAACAUACCACGCCUACAGUAAACUACAGGUGUAGCAUACACGAUAAUAUUAUUAUCAAAACAGUUCAAUGUAAAAAAAUUGUUAUUUUUGUUGAAAUAAAAAUCACCUCCGUUAUAAUAACGAGCAA